Penicillium pulvis is the source of this 702-nucleotide messenger RNA. Its product is annotated as uracil phosphoribosyltransferase. Lineage: Eukaryota; Fungi; Ascomycota; Eurotiomycetes; Eurotiales; Aspergillaceae. The record is from RefSeq and is a predicted model, not a curated record. The coding region runs from base 1 to 702 and encodes 233 amino acids. The transcript has 5 exons.
AUGAGCAUCACUCAUACCGAGAAUAUGUCGACGGCUGGUAGCCACAAGCCGGGGGCUCUUGAUUCUCGAGUCUCUCUUCUGCCACAGGGCAAUCACUUACUCAGCCUGAUGACUAUACUUCGAGAGUCAAACACAAAUGUCGCAACUUUUGCGGAAGUGACCGAGAGGAUUGGCGAUCAACUUAUCAGUGCUGCACUCGACCUACUUCCAUCUAAAGCGACGACAGUUGUUAGCCCUACCGGAGCCGAAUAUCAAGGAAUCCAAGAGACUGCCGAAGUCUGUGGUGUGAGCAUUCUUCGCGCAGGUGCCAGCCUUGAAAACGCCUUGAGACGUGGAUACACUGGCCCAUUAAGUUUUGGAAAAUUGUUAAUUCAACGGGAUGAGACAACGAGUCUUCCGACGCUUUAUUACUCAAAGUUUCCCGCGGGAUUCGCUUCUAAGACUGUCUUCAUCCUUGAGCCGAUGCUAGCCACCGGUGGCUCGGCUUGUGCAGCAAUCGACGCGAUCAAAGAAGCGGGUGUUGCUGAGGAAAAUAUUAUUUUUGUUAACAUUUUAGCGGCGCAACAUGGAAUCAGUGUAUUAUUUGACCGUUUCCCUUCUCUUCGAUUGGUUACCGCUGCCAUAGAUGAAGAGCUCACGCCCUCAAAUCAUAUUAGCCCGGGAUUGGGAGAUUUUGGAGAUCGGUUUUACGGGACUCAUUAA